AUGAAAGCUGUGCUCCAGCGCGUGAAGCAGGCCUCCGUGCAUGUGCAGGGGCAGCCUGUGUCGACCAUAGGCCCGGGCAUUCUGGCCCUAAUUGGUGUGUGCCAGGACGAUACGCCCGAGCAUAUGGAUCUUCUCACGAAGAAAAUUCUCCAACUCAAGCUGUGGCCUGAAGGUGCGCGCGUCGUGGACGGGGUCCUGGCGCCUGGUGAUGAGCAUGCACGCGCUUGGCGCUCGAAUGUGAUGGAGCUGGGUGGUGACGUCCUGUGCGUAUCGCAGUUUACACUGCAUGCCCGCACAAGCAAAGGAACGCGCCCCGACUUCCAUCUGGCGAUGGCUGGCGACCAGGCCAGGCCGUUUUAUGAUGCAUUUCUCGAGAAAAUGCGUGCAGCCUAUGCACCACAUAGGAUCCACAAUGGCGCGUUUGGUGCGAUGAUGGACGUGUCCCUAAUCAACGAUGGGCCUGUGACCAUUACUAUGGAUACAUUUGAGAAAAAGUAA
This is a messenger RNA of Malassezia restricta, 498 nucleotides long. RefSeq names its product D-tyrosyl-tRNA(Tyr) deacylase. Gene Ontology annotation, biological process: tRNA metabolic process. Gene Ontology annotation, cellular component: cytoplasm. The record is from RefSeq and is a predicted model, not a curated record. Lineage: Eukaryota; Fungi; Basidiomycota; Malasseziomycetes; Malasseziales; Malasseziaceae. Gene Ontology annotation, molecular function: D-tyrosyl-tRNA(Tyr) deacylase activity. Bases 1 to 498 code for a protein of 165 amino acids. The transcript has 2 exons.